AUGGCAACAGAACAUAUCCUUCACAUGAAAGGUGGAGUCGGAGAAACAAGUUAUGUUAAUAACUCAUCACUUCAGAAAAAAGUGAUUAUGCAAGUAAGAACCAUACUUGAAGAAAAUAUGACAUUUAUUAUGUCAAACAAAAGUGUAAAAGGUAGUUGGAAAAUAGCUGAUUUAGGAUGUUCUUCAGGACUAAACACACUUUUGUCCGUCUCAAAUAUCAUGAACAUCAUCCAUAAAAUUAACAUGAAACUAAGUAAUGGGAAACCUGUAUUUCAAAUAUAUCUCAAUGAUGUAUUUGAAAAUGAUUUCAAUACAAUCUUCAAAGCACUCCCUGAUUUCUACCAACAAGAAAGAGAAAAGAAUGUUGGAGAAUGCUUCAUAAGUGCAACACCAGGAAAUUUUUAUGGAAGGCUAUUUCCAAAUAAUUACAUUGAUUUUUUUCAUUCAUCCUACAGCCUUCAUUGGCUAUCUCAGACACCAAAAAAAUUGAUCAAGAAUGGAGAACCACUCAACAAGGGAAAUAUUUACAUAUCCAAAACAAGUCCUCCAUCCGUCUAUGAAGCAUAUUUUAAGCAAUUUGAGAAAGAUUUUAACUAUUUUCUAAAGUCACGCUUUGAGGAAUUAGCAUUCGAUGGUAUGAUGGCACUAACAUUCAUUGGCAGAGAAUCACAUGACAAAAUUAUUUCUCCUCAAGGGGUACUUGGCUUGGUACUCAAUGAGAUGGUCCAAGAGGGAUUGGUUGAAGAGAAUAAAUUAGACAUGUUUAACUUUCCUACAUACCAUCCGACCGAAGAGGAAGUAAGACAAGUAAUUGAGGCAGAAGGAUCUUUUACUCUUCAAAUAAUAAAGACUUUUAAAAUGGGUUGGGAUGCAAACCUUGAGAAAGAUAAUGUUAAUUAUGUUGUUGAUAGAAAAAUGAGAGGGGAGUUCAUAUCCAAGUGUCAUCGAGCUGUUUUUGAACCUCUUCUAAUAACUGGAUUUGGUGAAAAUAUCAUGGAUGCACUAUUCUCAAGAUUUGCAAAGUUGCUUACACAACUCAUUGAAUUAGAGACAUUGGAGUUUACUAAUAUUGUAUUGUUCUUGACCAAAGAUUCUUGAAGAUAGAAGUUGGUAAAAUCAUGGUUUCAUAUUUGUUUUCCUUUUUUAUGUUUGUUUUCUUUAUGUAGU
Messenger RNA from Vicia villosa (hairy vetch), 1167 nucleotides. Its product is annotated as S-adenosyl-L-methionine:benzoic acid/salicylic acid carboxyl methyltransferase 1-like. Gene Ontology annotation, molecular function: S-adenosylmethionine-dependent methyltransferase activity. The transcript is spliced from 4 exons. The coding region runs from base 1 to 1098 and encodes 365 amino acids. The record is from RefSeq and is a predicted model, not a curated record. Lineage: Eukaryota; Viridiplantae; Streptophyta; Magnoliopsida; Fabales; Fabaceae. Gene Ontology annotation, biological process: methylation.